Messenger RNA from Macroventuria anomochaeta, 2388 nucleotides. Its product is annotated as glycoside hydrolase family 92 protein. Gene Ontology annotation, molecular function: carbohydrate binding; peptide-N4-(N-acetyl-beta-glucosaminyl)asparagine amidase activity. The record is from RefSeq and is a predicted model, not a curated record. Bases 1 to 2388 code for a protein of 795 amino acids. Gene Ontology annotation, cellular component: nucleus; cytosol. The transcript is spliced from 5 exons. Gene Ontology annotation, biological process: protein deglycosylation; protein quality control for misfolded or incompletely synthesized proteins; carbohydrate metabolic process. Lineage: Eukaryota; Fungi; Ascomycota; Dothideomycetes; Pleosporales; Didymellaceae.
AUGUGGUCACCAAUUCUCUUACUACUAACCUGCGUUCAUUUCACCGCCAGUCAAGUGGACUACGCAAAGUAUGUGAAUCCAUUUUGGGGAACAGAAGGUUCGAUACCCGGUUAUACCUUCGGCGGCGGCGCCGUCUUCGUUGGAGCUUCAGUGCCCUUCGGCGUGGUCAAAUUGACCAUGGACACUUUCGUCAAGAACACCAGCAUUGCCGCGCUUCAGGGAGGGUAUACGCCCAAUGGGUUCAUCACCGGUUUCUCCAUGAUGCACGAGUCAGGCACCGGAGGUUGCUCCAAAUACGGCGUUAUCUCGCAGAUGCCGCUUACGAACAUUGAGGCACAUGUAAAUCUUCUGGACAACCGAACAUACUGGCAAGGGCGGGUUGGCAAUGAUCAAGCGAGCAUCGGAUACUUCAAGACUGAGCUCGAAAAUGGCGUCAAAACCGAGCUGAGUGCGACACGACAUGCCGGGUUCUUCCAAUAUACCUUCCCGAUGGAAGAGAAGAAGCACGUGCUUGUCGACGUGUCGCAUUAUCUACCCAAUGUCGUGGGUGGCUACUGCACACAGACAUAUCGCGAGGGCGAGAUCAAAAUAUCAGACGACAGAAAGAGCUAUCAAGGUCAUGGAACGUACGCUGGCGGCUUCAACGAGGGUGCACCGUAUACUGUGUACUUCUGCGGAGAAUUCGAGGACCCACCUGACGAGGCCGAAACUUUCGCUGGACGCGAUCAGUUCCCUGGUUUCAACUCCAUGAACCCAGAGCCACUGCCAUGGCCUACAUUUGUUUCGGAGAAUAUGACCAGUCCGCAAGGAAGUCGUGUAGGUGCUGUCUUUACCUGGAACGGCAACACAACCACGGUGCGAUCCAACGUCGGCAUAUCCUUUAUCUCUGAAGAAAAAGCAUGCAGGUUCAAAAACGAGGAGAUCAAGUCCUGGGACAUACAAACAACUGUGGAUGCAGCAGUGGAGGAAUGGAAUCGCGACGUGUUCAGCAAGAUACAAGUUGACACCGGUGAGGAUGCGAAUCAGGACCAUCUGACACUGCUGUAUUCUUCGCUGUACUUCAUGCACCUCAUUCCUUCGGAUCGGACAGGAGAAAACCCUCUUUGGGAGAGUGAAGAGCCCUACUGGGACGACUUUUAUACCUUGUGGGACACGUUUCGCAACACCAUCAGCCUUUCCCAUUUGAUUCAGACCGAGGCCUACGAAUCUCAGGUCCGCUCUUUGAUUGAUAUCUGGAGGCAUCAAGGAUAUAUGCCUGAUGGCCGCUCUGGCAACGACAACGGCUUAGUCCAGGGCGGUAGCAAUUCCGACAACGUUCUUGCUGAUGCCUAUGUGAAGGGACUACGCGGUGCGAUCAAUUGGGCUGAUGGAUAUGCAGCCAUGAUGAAGAACGCCGAGGCCCCCACAAACGGAAGCAACAAGGAAGGGCGCGGCGCGGGAGCAGACUGGCUAAAAUACGGCUACGUGAGUCAGGCGAUGCCACGAAGCAUCUCCCGUACAGUCGAGUACUCCUUGAACGACUUCGCCUUGAGCCAGGUCGCCAGGGGUGAAAAGCCAGAGGAUGUCGAAAAAUACCUGAAAAGGUCUGCGGGGUGGCAGCUACUUUGGGAUGCAACGAUGCCCAGCAAGAAUACGACGCCGGUCUUCACUGGCUUCCUUACACCGAGGGAUUACAAUGGGACAUUCAAUCAGACGGACUACAAUCCCGCAACGUGUGGUGCUUGCUCUUGGCCAUCACUCACGUACGAAGGCACGCCCUUUGAGUACUCAUUUACUAUUCCACACGACAUGGAGACCUUAGUUGAAGUAAUGGGCGGACCGGAAAGUUUCGAAGAACGUCUGGAUUACAUCUUCGUGCCUUAUACAAGUCAAAUCGAUCUCGGACCCAACGGUGCCGGCAUCAACACGAUCAUGAACAUAGGGAACGAACCCGACUUCGCAACCCCAUAUUUGUACAACUACCUCAACAAGCAAUGGAAGAGCGUGAACCAGUCCCGUGCUCAAAGUAGACAGUACUUCCGCAACACCCCGAACGGCAUGCCCGGCAACUCCGACGCCGGCGCCCUAAACUCUUGGCUGAUCUGGCAGAUGCUAGGCCUCUAUCCCAUCGUCACCACCCCAGUGUACCUCCUCGAGAGCCCUUGGUUCUCAGACAUCAACAUGACCAUCAACGGCAAUCGAACUCUUCGAAUCACGGCCGAGGGUCUGAGCGAGGACAGCUACUAUGUGCAAGGCGUGGAGAUCAAUGGGGAGCAGUGGGACAAGAACUGGUUUGAGCAUGGAGAUGUUAUGAGUGAAGGGGGGACGAUUAAGUUUGAGCUUGGGAGCGAGCCGAAGAUUUGGGAGAGUGGGGAUGUACCGCCUAGCCCGGGGCACGUUAAGUUGUAG